This is a messenger RNA of Labrus bergylta (ballan wrasse), 1158 nucleotides long. The record is from RefSeq and is a predicted model, not a curated record. Lineage: Eukaryota; Metazoa; Chordata; Actinopteri; Labriformes; Labridae.
UGCAGCUCAGCGAGGAGAACCUGGACGAGCCCAGGACCGCCUGACCACCGCCCUGCAGAAACUGGACGAGGUGGAGAAGUCUGCAGACGAGAGCGAAAGGGGGAUGAAGGUGAUAGAGAACAGGGCUCUGAAGGAUGAGGAGAAGAUGGAGCAACUUGAGGUUCACCUGAGAGAAGCCAAACUGAUCGCAGAGGAGGCGGACCGCAAGUAUGAGGAGGUGGCUCGUAAACUGACGAUGUUGGAGGGAGAUCUGGAACGAGCUGAAGAGAGAGCUGAGCACGCAGAGAGUAAGAGUCGAGCGAUGGAGGAGGAGCUGAAAAAUGUCUUCACUAGUUCAAAGUCAAUGGAGGCCCAGGCAGAGAAGUAUUCGUUGAAGGAGGACAUAUACGAAAAGGAGAUCAAACAGCUGAGCGGCAAACUGAAGGAGGCGGAAUCCAGAGCAGACACUACGGAGCGUAGCAAGGUUAGCCUGGAGAAAACCAUCGACAGCUUGCAAGACGCUUUGACUUCAGCCAGAAACGCCAAGGCACAGCUGCAGGAGACUUUGCAUAACUACAUGGAGGAGCUAAACUCAUGCUGAACCCCCCCCCCCCCCCCCCGACUGCUGUCAGAGUCUUUGUGGCCAAAACAUUCCUCCCCUUGCUCCAGUUGACCCCCCCCCCGCUCGGGGUGAACAUUACUGCUUCUUUAUUUCCUCUUUCUUAAUGAUUCCUGCUCCUCUGGAUUUGGAGUGUUUGAUUAACCCCUCCCCCCCUCUCCUCACCCACUAAUAGUGCCAUCCCCCUCCUCAGUAUUAAAUGGAGGAGGUGUGAGGAGGUGCAGGAUGUUUAACAGCGACUUACAGCCAUUCCCUCGUUCAUUAACGACUAACAAUGAGUGUUUGAACGGUUUGUCUCCUAGCCAAUCGUUUAUUAUUCCUGUUGCAGGGGGUGUGGUUUAUAGUGGCCAAUCAUAGCAAGGCAUUCCACUGCCACACAUGGCAGACCACAAGCCAAUCUCAGCCCAGAUACACCCCCCAUUAACAACAAUGAACAAAUAAAGUUUAACAAAGUUUUUAUUCUAAAGCCACACAGUGAUGAUGUCAUAGCAUAUUGUAAUAAAUCUUGAGACAGAGCAGAUUUUAUAAAAUAAAAGCACCAUCACUGGUUUGUAGAUCCA